This is a messenger RNA of Linnemannia hyalina, 696 nucleotides long. NCBI's taxonomy places the organism in Eukaryota, Fungi, Mortierellomycota, Mortierellomycetes, Mortierellales, Mortierellaceae. The record is from the annotation of a GenBank genome assembly.
AUGGCUCAAAUACUUUCCCAAUACAUCGAGUUCCCAGGAUGGACCUGUACCGAUUCGGUACAAGCGUAUGUCGACCGCCUCAAGGAGCAGCUACCAGAUAACGUAUCUAAAACGAUUGUGGAUGCUCUUAUCCCUUCCGCAGCUGUGGAAAUGUUGCACAAAAGACCUAUUGUAACGGCUAUCGAGGGAAUGCUCGAGAUCCGCAAGGGGGAUACUGCCAUCGACAAGACGGAGACCAUGAUUACAUCUUGGAAGGAUCGACAGCGCCGAGGAAACUUGUGUGGAGAACGUAACCGUGUGGAGACCAAGAUAGCUGACCACCCUGACCUCUUCACUUCAUGCUCCUUGAUGAGAGAGACGCUGGGGCUCUUUCUUUUUCGCCAUCAGUUACUGGACGCUCCCUCGACGGUGCUUGAGAGUGAUGUCCAGCUGGCGGAAGCAGCGCUUGGUCGUAUCAAGCUCUUUGGAGGCGCCGCGAGGGCUGUUCUCGACGAACCACUGGCGUUGAAGGUGACCAUCAACUACUUCCAGGAAAGGGACUUUCACGUCGAGAACAACUCCAAGCAGGGCGAUCGGGAUAUCCCUCCAUUCUACUUCCCAGCCCCUCAUGUUUCAGGACCCGACAUCAUCUUUUUGUCAAGAUCAACGAUUGCAUAUGCCCCGUCUUUGUGCAACUGGUAUGUCAACUUGAGAUAA